GGAGAACCAUGGCGGUGCAGCAACUGACAUGGUUGCGGAUCUAAAUUACACGCAGCAAAAAACAAACCAAAAAACAAACAAACCCGGCGCUCGUAAACAUUGAAAUAUCCGUGAAGAUGAACGCGGGGAUUUGAUACCAUGUAUCAGAGUGACUUAGAAAGGCUCACGGCAUUGUCCGGUUAAGGAUAGAGGACCACGGAGAUACUACUUUAAAGUCAGUGGAAAAUGAUCAAAGCAGAGAGCAAGGGAGAACGCACGCUGCGGAGCGCGUCUCCGCACAGAAAUGCAUAUAAUUCGGACUUCCACGCCAUUAAAUGCUCCUUUGAUGGAGCCAAAUCCGAAAGUAUGGCCAACUCUUAUGCUAAUGGCUCCAGUGACCCCCGGGAGGACACCAGAGGGAGGCCGUUUGGCAACCGGAUCAACAAAAUCAAGAACAUUUUCCUGCAAAUGGAUGGCCAACAGCAGCAGGAGAACCAGGAGGUGAAACCAGUUCACAAAACGGAUGCAUCUCCGGUGUCCCCAGUAGCCAAGUUUCCAGUCAGUGCCAACAAAACCUGCCUCUGUACUGUCAACAACCAAGAACUGCAAAAUACUGACAGAACUACAAAGGGAGAGGAAGUCGAGAUAGAUAAAGCUGCCCUGGCGGAGAAAUUCUCAGUGACCAGAAAGCUCUUUGAGAAAGGGAUAAAAGAGCAGCCCUCCGCAGAGAGGCUGCUACCUGGCAGAGUUUCUGUGCGUCUGUCCCAAGGGAAUGUGUCUGAGGAGGGGUGUGGGGGUCGGAGGUCCUUUGGAUCUUCUGAAAAUAACAGUAGCAGUGACAUCAAAAGCCCAUCGUCACCCGAGAGGAGGGACAGUGAAGAUUCAAAGCAGGUCAAUAAACCAUCACUUAACGCCGGACCAAUUUCCAGGCGGUUAGAGAGUUUUAUUGCUGAUAGCGACAAUGAGGAAUCAGUUCGAAUCUCAGCUAAAAGUCCCGAACGAUCACUACCGUCACCUCUACGAGGAAGUUUUCAAAAACCCACUUCACCAGGUAUGGAUCCCACGCACCUACCCACAUCCCCAAAUUCAGACACAUCUUCCAAACCAUUAUCACCUAAAACAGACAUAGUAUUGCAAAAGCACCACCAAGCCAGCAAAAGCACCACCAAGCCUCUCUCGCUCAAUACCCAUAGCCCAUUUAAACGCUCUUCAACCCAACCAAGCAGUCCUCAACCGAGGGACCUCAAAACUUCAGUCACAUGUAGUAGCUUUUAUGAAAAUAUUAGGAGUCCAGAGGAACCAAAAAUUGAGAACCACAUCAUUCCAAGCCCAUCUAGGGACAUGCCUCCUGAGGCCCCACUAUGCCUGGGCCGUGCUGGGGCAGGAGUGGUCCGAGCCGAGCUGGUAGUGGUCCAAAAUGAGUCUUCGGAGAGUGAGGAAAAUGACAAUGAGCUUUUGGAGGAUGUUACGAUGGAGGUGAAUCUACAAAGGGAACUUGAAGGUGUGGCUGACACUUUGAAGGUGUCAUCACCACAAAACCACAUGAAGAAAGAUACAGAGGUGUGUUGGACAGCAGAGUUGAAGAAAGAGGAAUCAAAUGAAGAAGAGGAGAUUGUCCAGCAGAGAGAAAAUAACUGUUGUGAAGAUGAUGAGGAAAGUGAGCAGGAGGAUCCAGAUGAAUGUGGGAGAACAUCUCCUGUUUUUUAUAGUUUUGAGAAUGCUGCAUUUGUGGAUAAGGAAGUGGAUCCGCUUCAGAGCCAAGAGCAGCAGGAGGAAGAUGAGGAGGAGGAUGAUGAGGACUAUGAGGAGUAUGAUGAAGCUCCUGGUCUCUCUGAAGAUGAUGAACUAUCUCCACGGAGGAAGAUCAGAUUCUCCACUAAACCCAUUCGGGUGUACAGCACAUUCUCAAAUGAAGAGUAUGACCGGAGGAACGAUGAGGUAGAUCCAGUCGCAGCAUCUGCAGAGUACGAGCUAGAGAAACGGGUGGAAAAGAUGGACGUGUUUCCUGUCGAGAUAGAGAAAGGUGAUAAAGGGUUGGGCAUCAGUAUUAUAGGGAUGGGUGUCGGGGCAGAUCAAGGUUUAGAGAAACUGGGCAUCUUCGUCAAGACCAUCACAGAGGAUGGAGCUGCUGAGAAAGAUGGCAGGAUCCAUGUGAAUGAUCAGGUCGUAGAGGUGGAUGGCAUCAGUCUAGUUGGAGUUACUCAACUCUUUGCUGCCAUGGUACUCAAGAACACAAAGGGAACUGUCAGGUUCCUGAUUGGUCGAGAGAAGCCAGGAACACAGAGUGAGGUGGCCCGGUUGAUCAGUGAGACUCUAGAGCAGGAACGACAGCAGCAACAACAGGAGGACGACGCAUACGAGCAGUCCACUGACGAGGACGACCAUUACGAGGAUGACGAGGAAGGGGGAGAGGAGGGCUUCCUGGGUUCAAGUUUUGGCAGGAGUAAUGUGGAAGUGUUCGAUCUGCCUGAGAGCGAAGAAAUGUUCCUGCCAUCAAACAUGGACGUCACUCAGCUAACGUUCAGAUUUAAAGAGCUCCAGCUAAAACACAGCAUUGCAGAAGCUGAAGUUGAUGAAUUGAAAGAGAGGUUGAAGGAGUCGAAGGAGGAGCAUGUGGCGUGGAAGGCGAGGGAAGCUCAGUUAGAACGAAGCGUUCAGGAUAACUCUGAAAGAAUCGCUCAGAUGGAGAAGAACUGGCUGGAAGCUCAGGCUCUCUGUAAAAACAUCAACGCGCAAAUGAAUGACACACAGAGCCAAUAUGAAGCACUGGACAAAAAAUAUAGCAAAGCAAAGAAACUGCUCAAAGACUAUCAGCAGAAAGAAGCAGAGUUCGAGCGAAGAGAGGAGGGGCUCAGAAGAACUCUGGAUGAGAGAGAGGCAAUGUAUAAAUAUCAGAUUGAAGAUCUGCUGCAAAGGUUGGCGAUGCUUGAAUCAGGCAGUGGUCAUGAGUCUUCACUGUCAGGCAGUAAGUCUGCAGAUUCACUUCUCCUGGGUACAGACUGGAGUGAGGUCGUACCUGAAACGGAACGUUUGGACACCAGUGCUCUUCGUGCCAGAGCCCAUCUGGCUCAGAGGUCUAAACGACAACCACCAUCCCGCAGUAAACUCAAACAGACACUCAGCUCACCAGCAGGACCUGCACAGGAUGAUGAUGGGUGUAAAUCGAUGAGUCCUGAGUCUCCUCCACCUUACAGGAGAUCGAUCCAGGAGAGUUUGUCCCUGCCGCUGGUUAUAUCCUCCCCAAAAGAAGAGGCAGUCUGGUCUGGGGUGAGCAGCGGCCAGUCAGUGCAGAGGGAUUCACAACGCCCCACCCUCUCACCACCCAAAGACUCCUCCCCCGCCAUCGUAAAGAAGAGAGAGUCCAAAGGCAAGGUUAAGGAGAUCAAAGAUGAGUCCAAUGAUGCUGCUGGAAAAAACAAAAGGAGAUUCCCAGAUUUUGGUGGCUUGCGUAAAUCUGGAGGAAAAGGGAAAAAACAAAAAGAAGCUAUGAGGGCGUCACUGGACAGCAGGGGUUCAGCAGAGCUCCUGGAGGAGUCGUGUGGAGACGUUCGAGUCUCACCCUCAGAGUCCAUGACCUCGAUCCCCACCUGCAUGCCUUUCUCCUGGUUUGGAGACAAGGAGAGAGACAGAGACCCAUCUUCCUCGUCCAGCAGUCUCCCAUACACCACUGCAGACACCAGCGAGCACACACACAACUCCAAACACAAGAGUUUAUCGGUGCUAGAUGAUUCGAACCCCAGCAGUCCUGGUUCAGAUUUUUCUGGGCUAGUGGUGGAGCCCAACCUGUCAGGCCGUUCUCAUACGUUAACCUUCUCCUCCUGCGAGAUGCUGGAUGAUGAGUCAUGCUCUGGAGGGAAGGACUAUCAGUGGCAGAAUCGUCCGGUCUCUGAUUGGACAUCGCAGCAGGUGUGUCACUGGCUGAUGGGUAUGAACAUGGAUCAGUACACACCUGAGUUUAGCACACAGGCCGUCGAUGGAGAACAACUCCUCAACCUGGACAGUGACAGACUUAAGGCUCUUGGUGUGUCUAGUCAGAAAGACCGAGCCACCAUCAAGAAGAAGCUGAAGGAAAUGAAGAAAGCACAGGAGAAGAUGGAGAAACAGCAGGAAAAGCGAGAGAAAGAGGCCAGGCGCAGUGGAAGACUGCCUGCUAACACUGACUCGAUGUGCUGAAUAUUCAGUGCACGUCAUAUUUUCUUGUUUCUUAAUUUUUUUCACCUAAAAGGAUAGUUCACUUCUUAAGUUUCGUAGUCUUUCAGGCUGUUACCACUUCCUCCAACAUGCUACUAGGUUACUACUAUCAACUGAAUGAAUAAUGAACUCUCAGUUCAGUCAGUGAAGAGUAGUCAGUGAUCUCACACUAACAGCUCACUCAUGUUCUCAUGAACUUAUUUAGAGUACAUGAGUCCUGACCACUAUUUGAACAUUUGUACAUACCUGAACUAUUUUUUCUUACAAUAAUUUUGACUUAAGCCUGUGCAGCACAAAUAUGGACAAACUGUUUAUCUGGAGUGUUUAUGGACUGCUCAUUUUAGGGUGUAAAAAAAAAAUUGUUUUGGGAGACUUUGCAGCCCAAUCCAUAACAGACCAUACCUUUUAUUUGUUUUAAUUGUAUUUUAUGAUACCACUGUAGGGGCUAUAAAACAAACUUGCUAUUUUUAAGGGAAUAUAUAUAUAGAUAUAGAUGCCUAUAACUUUGCCACUAAUAUUGUGGCAUGAUUAGUGCUUUUAAAAUAUUUGAUAAUGAAUACAUUUUUGCCUAUGGUGGUGCAGGGGUAAUUUUUCUGGAACUUUGUACAGUGAUACGAGCACUAUAUUUUUAUGGAAACAAAAGGGGGACAUGGAUUAUAAAUGUACAAAUGAAAUAUUUUAUACGCAAUUAUUAGCAUAGUUUUGAGAAAAAUACAUCUAACUUUUGUACACAUUUUCUACUAAGUAGAAUAGCUCAUUGGUUAAAACCAUUUUUGCUAAUUCUAAAAUACAGAGAGUGAAACUCAAAGUUGUUUAUAGAUCUGAUAUUGGCAAAUACAUUCUGAAGAUUUUUAUUAUUUGAACUAUUAGUUGCUUUUAGGCAUCACAAAUACUGUGCCAAAAGACAUAAUUGUUACAAAAUUUAGCUGUGACCAUGGCCAAAAUUUCACUAAUUGAAGGUGUAUUGAUUUUUACCAUCUGGGGUUAAUAUUGGUUUCUAAAAGAUAUGUCACCUCUGCUCAUGUCAUCACGAUUCUGUAUCCUGUGGUUAUGACACAUUUUUGUAAUAUGUGAAAAAGAUGAUUUUGGACAAAGACUCUUAAAUGUUCAAUUCAAGCAUUCUGUCUGUUACAAAGUGUAUAAGCUGAAAAAUAAAUGCUUUCACCUUACUGUAACAAAGUUUGUGUUCAAUGAAGAAUACCAAAUAGGUUUUCUUUAAAGGGAUAGUUCACCCAAAAAUUCAUAAUUUAAUCAUUUACUCACACUUAUGCCAUCCCAGAUGUGUGUGACUUUUUCAUCUGCUGAACACAAAUGAAGAUUUUUGGAAGAAUAUUUCAGCGCUGUAAGUCCAUACAAUCCAAGUAAAGGGUGGCCAGAACCCUGAAGCUCCAAAAAGCACAAACAGGCUGCAUAAAAGUAAUC
Messenger RNA from Xyrauchen texanus (razorback sucker), 5592 nucleotides. Its product is annotated as neurabin-1-like. The coding region runs from base 226 to 4152 and encodes 1308 amino acids. The transcript is spliced from 19 exons. Gene Ontology annotation, cellular component: dendrite; actin cytoskeleton; cytoplasm. Gene Ontology annotation, biological process: actin filament organization; neuron projection development; calcium-mediated signaling. Lineage: Eukaryota; Metazoa; Chordata; Actinopteri; Cypriniformes; Catostomidae. Gene Ontology annotation, molecular function: actin filament binding. The record is from RefSeq and is a predicted model, not a curated record.